Messenger RNA from Paramecium sonneborni, 636 nucleotides. The record is from the annotation of a GenBank genome assembly. Lineage: Eukaryota; Ciliophora; Oligohymenophorea; Peniculida; Parameciidae.
AUGAAUAAUCAAAAAUAAGAUGACGAAAAAUACAAAAAAUUUUAAUGCAAAAUAUGCUUAGAUCUAGCAACAGAGCCUGUUAUCACUCCAUGUGGUCAUCUCUAUUGUUGGCAAUGUCUUUACACUGUAAUAUAUAUAAAAUAAAUCUAGUGGGCUUAAAAGAAGAAUCCAUUAGUAUGUCCAUAUUGUUCUAAUGUUUUUGAACUUAACAAAGUUACUACCAUUUUUACAGGAGACUCUAAAGAAUCAAAAUCAUCAGAAAUACCAAAAAGACCUUCAAAUCCAAGACAAGAAUAGAACAAUUAAUAAUAAUAAAAUUAACCUUUUGGAAACUUUUAAUUUGGUUUCAGUUUUGGAAUGCCAUUCAUGAUGAUGUCUAAUUUCAAUUUUGGAUAAGGAUAAUAAGCUAAUACAAGAACUUUUAUGUUCAUUUUCUUUCUUGGAUUUUUUCUUAUGAAUUUUCUACCUAUCUUUAGUUCCUUUUUCUAAGAAACUCCAUAAUAAACAUAAAGACAAUCAAGAAGACAUCAUUAAGAAACAUCUGAAGAGUAUUUUAUCAAUAUUGGAAUAAGUUUUGCAAUUAUUCUUGGUUUUGCUGGCCUCAAUUAUGUGGCUAAAAAGAUUUUGAACAAUUGA